AUGAUUCUUCUACAACAAGCAGGACUUCUUCCUCAUCCUGAGAAGCCUUCAUCUCUUCCUAUGUCAGUGGCUACAAGGCCAAGACCCAGCUCACCACUGUCCCCACCAAAAUCUCUCGGACUGGGGCCAUCCUUUCAUCACACACAAGAAGAAGAGCUUGCAAAGGUGGUGGAGCAGGACCCUAUGCUGGAAGAACUAUGUAAGCCUCUGUGCUGUAAGCUUUGCAAUGUCACUCUGAAUUCAGCACAACAAGCCCAGGCUCAUUACCAGGGUAAAAACCACAGUAAGAAACUCCGAAAUUACUAUGCUGCCAAUAGCUGUCCGGCACCUGCCAGAAUGAGUAAUUCGGUUGAGGCUGCCCCACCUCAGGUUGUCUCCCUUCCAGCUCAGAUGGGAUCCAGUAAGCCAGGUGGCCGAGUGAUCUUGGCCACAGAGAAUGAUUACUGCAAGCUUUGUGAUGCCUCAUUUAGUUCUCCGGCUGUGGCGCAGGCUCACUACCAAGGGAAAAACCAUGCCAAACGGCUGCGUCUUGCAGAAGCACAGAAUAACUCAUUCUCGGAUGCAUCAGAACUAGGCAAACGGAGGGCAAGGAAAGAAGGGAAUGACUAUAAAAUGAUGCAGAACAGAAGAAAUAUGUAUACAGUUCAAAACAACACAGCUGGUCCCUACUUCAAUCCCCGCUCACGCCAGAGGAUUCCUCGGGAUCUGGCCAUGUGCGUCACCCCCAGUGGCCAGUUCUACUGCUCCAUGUGCAACACCGGGGCCAGCGAGGAGAUGGAGUUCAGGCAGCACUUAGAAAGCAAGCAGCAUAAAAGCAAGGUGUCCGAACAGCGGUAUAGGAAUGAGAUGGAGAACCUAGGCUAUGUACAAUGAUGCGCCACCCUUGGUAGUAGUUUGCAAAUAGAGCAGCUUGUCUCUCGCCUGCUGUUUGCCACAUGCCCUGCUUUGUGCUCCAUUUGAUAGGAGUAUGCUCUCGAGCUAUACAUGUAACACCUGCAAACUUAAUGGUAUGGUUAGAUUUUUUUUCUAUCAUAGUUGGCAGGAUGACGCUGUGCAGGACAUGAAGUGUUUUUGAUGUUUGUUUGCUAAUUAUCUAAGGCUCUUCAUUGUAUUGAGUGGUGGGGAGGACUUUAUGUCUUCUCCCCAGCCUUCUGCAUGAAUAUGCAAAG
This is a messenger RNA of Opisthocomus hoazin, 1169 nucleotides long. Lineage: Eukaryota; Metazoa; Chordata; Aves; Opisthocomiformes; Opisthocomidae. The record is from RefSeq and is a predicted model, not a curated record.